GCGACCCAAAGCGAGAGCACGAGAGCAGGAGGGGGAUUUCCAGCUCGAGCCCCCACUUCCCGAACCAACCGAUGUUUUGCUUUCGGUCUCGACACAGAAACAGAAAUAAACGACGGACACAGUUUUGUUUUUCCACUUAAAACCACAAAUACAUCAACUUGUCCAACUUCGCCGUUGCUUGUUAUUCCGACAGCAGGACCGUGAAGCCACAGGCCGUCAACUGAACAGGCCACAAUGCCAGUAGAAAGAAUGAGAAUGCGACCAUGGCUGGAGGAACAAAUCAACUCCUGUCAAAUACCAGGACUGAAAUGGGUUAAUAAAGAAAAGAGAAUCUUCCAGAUCCCAUGGAUGCAUGCCGCACGCCAUGGUUGGGACCUGGAGAAAGAUGCUCCACUCUUCAUGAGAUGGGCCAUACACACUGGUAAAUACCAGCCAGGCGUAGACCGUCCAGAUCCAAAGACGUGGAAGGCUAAUUUCCGCUGUGCCAUGAACAGCCUGCCAGACAUUGAGGAAGUGAAGGAUAAAAGCAUCAAAAAGGGAACUAAUGCCUUCAGAGUUUAUAAGAUGCUCUCCUCCACAGAGAGAAGUUUGAAAAAAGGAAAGAAGAAGACAGACAAAGAGGGGAGGCUCAAGGGAAAUAAAGAGGCAGCUUCUCCAUCUCCAGACCAGACUCCUCUCGAAACCAGUGCUGGACCUAUUGACUAUUCCAAACAGGAAGCGGUCAAGCAGGAAGCAGUAGAGCAAUUAGUGAUGGACAGUGCUUCAGCCAUUCACAGCUCAGUAGAGGACAACGUCAUCACGAGCGAGCAGCUGCCAUUCGUCUGUCAGACAAUUGAAGUAACCACUGAGAAUGAAGAGCAGAUGGUUAGCUCCUCCCACUCUUACCCUCUCCAAAUCUCUCCUGUGUCUUCAUGCUGCGGCAGUGACACAGACAGUGACACUGAAGACACUAAAGAGGGUGUUGGUGCAGUCUGGAAGCGGGACUACAGCACAACAGUUCUCAGGGUUCCGGCAUGCUCUCUUCCCGGCAUGGCCACUUUUGUCAGCGCGAACAAGCCCAACUUCAGGGUCACCAGCACGCGAGACCCAGCCCCUCUCAUCAGUUACCACGCUGACGGCUGGAUGCCGGCCUACACUCAGAACUCUCUUGUGUCUCCGGCGACCAGCCAUACCCACGAGAUGCGCGCAAGUGUCAUUAUGAAAACCUCCGAUGUUACCUCCUCCUGACCCCAGAUGAGGGAGUAUCAUGGCUGCCCUCAGGGCAUAGGAAUGACACAGAAUGUUGUUUUUCUUAAUCAGGGCCACAUGGUGCCUAAAAGGCCAAACUUCCAAAUCUGUGGUUUUAUUGUAGCUUCUGUUUGGGCCAUGAAACCCCUGAGUUUUCCUUUUAAUUGGAAAAAAAUUGUUGACUGGUGGAAAUUCGCCAUUGACUUGCCCACUAAUUGGUGAGCACUGUAGCCCAGUUUAUACUUUCUACAUCUGAAUGGCUGCGAGGGUCUGCGUGGCGUAACUUUCAUCAUCUCCCCGCGUCUGCGAGGAUUUGCGGAUGGUCCCUGUGCAGCUUAAAAUGAACACGUGGAACGUACACGUGGACAAACGUUUACGCUCACUGGAAAUACUGGUGUUGCUCACGUCUGUUUUGGACUUUAUCUAGCCCCGUAGACACCCUCGUCAUCCUUGUGUCCCUGGUACAUUAUUUUCCCUGCUGCUUUGUGCUAACACUUGAGUGUACACUAUGCCGAAUGAAAGAAAUUCCCCACUUUUGUGUAAUGAAAGACAAAUUUUAGUAGUGAAAAGCUCUUAACGUUUUUUUUUUUUAUUGUACAACCUGUAGAUGAAUACAUUUUUAAAUGAGUCAGUAUUGCCUACCUGUAGCCAGGUUGGAAAACACAUCCUCAUAUUCAUUCACUGUCUUGUGAUUUUAAGUGAUACACAGUCUCCAAUCAGCUUAAACAUUCAUUUCCUAGGUGAAAUAGUCCCUGGUAUUUCAUUAACUUUUUUUUAAUCUCCUACAUAAAACUACCUGAUUUGUACACGUCAUUACACAGCUAUCUUUUCCUGUACCUUUAUUUUAUAUUGCACCAAUUAAAGGUAAACUAACAAAGUGGUAACUAUCUGAGAAUAGCGUAAGCUCACCUGUUAGCAUAAAACAGUGUGUAAAAUGCUGUACUAGGACACAUGGAUGGAACAAAGAGUAUGUGUUCCUAGAAGCAAUCUGUGUUUGAGGCAAAGCAACAAAUACAAAAUGUUUUGGGGAAAUUACAUCUGCUAAGUCGAGCAAACCAGCUCAACUUAGCAGCAAGUUACAAAAAGAAUCCAAGGCGUGCAUUGUUAUCUAGAUAAAGAAUGACAAUCAUUGCUAAGCCCUGAUUUGUCCCUGCAGUGGAAAGCAGGUGUGUGUGUGUGUGUGUGUGUAUAUCUGUCUGUCUGGAGCCCUCAGGACAACGUACCCGCCAACACACAGACAGAUGAACUGACAGAGUGAUCAACAGACUCACUGACAGACAGACAGACUGACAGACUGUGAACAGUGUAUUCAUUUCUUCUCCUCUCUCCUGCCUCCUGGUGUUAAUAAUGUACAUAGCUCAUACGUAUGUAUGCCUGCAAGCCGCUUCUGCACCUUAUGGACAUCACUGGUGUGUGUGUGUGUGUGUGUGUGUGUGUGUGUGUAUGUAUGUAUAUGUGUGUGUUUAUGUUGUGGGGUGGGGGGUCCUUAUUGAAGACGUGUGCCUUUGAAAGUGUGUGGCUGGUGACAGAUUAUCUGUGCUUUAGCCUGCUGCGGAUACAUCGAGUGGCUCUCAGUAACUGCAGUCAGCUGUAUGUGGAUACAGACAGAGCGUAGCACUGUGACGAUGAGGAAUGAAGAAGUGGUUUACAUUCACUAUAUUUACUUGCACAGAGGCGACUUGUUGAUAUGGCUACUCGCUUAAAAUGGAGCAAACAUUAUUCUUAUGUUAGAACAUUUCAGUUUAAAGUCAUCUCAUCUCACUCUCAUCUCAUCAGAGGGAGGAGCAAAGUGCAAUAGGCUGUUAGUUCUGUGCAUUUAAAAGAUGAAGUGAAUACCUUGCUGUGAUAACUAGGGAUAGUUGGGAAAUGUCCGGGCUUGAGGUACAUUACAGAGGACUGCGUCAUCAGCAGAUGCUGAGCGCUGAUAUUUUUUAUUCUCACUUGCUUUUUUUUUUUUGGUUUAUGGUCUGCUCUCCCUCGCCCAAAACUUCCCAUUUCCCAGUUGACUUUAACACACAGAUGUCAGAGCACAAGUCUUUCCUCUGAUUCACCCAGUGUAUCCUGCUCUCCAUUCCUGCAGGGAAAAUCUAGUGGCCUCUAGCAUUAGAGCGUAGCAUAAUGUUAACCACUGUAAUCUGUAAAUCUCGACACAUGCAUGGAAAACCGUUCUUUUUAUCCCAUAAAAUGCAAAUGUAUGCAAAGAAUGAUGAACUCAAGCAGCAAAGGAAGAAAUUUCCGCUUUUGUUUGUUUCACAAACCAUUACAGGAGCAAGUUCAGUCUCUUCAGUAGUUAGUAAAAUGUAAUUUACCUAAAAAGAACUAAAUUAUGAAACGUUCAUAUUCAGACCCCUGAGAGUCACAGCUCCUUGUGUUAUGAAUUAUGAUGAGUGCAUUAGAAAGCUACUUGUGUGUUAGCAGCUAGCAGGCUAAAGCACAGACUUCGUUCCCAGCCUGCCUUCAGCAGAGCUCUAGAGGGAACAGCUUUAAAAAGUUCAUGUGGGAGAACAAUAGGACAAAUAGGAAUCUGCCAUGUUUGUGAACCAAACCCCCAGAGAUUUUAACACUGGAUGCACAAUACUAUCAUGGUGAAAUUAUUUAAGGUUCUCAUUGAAUCAAAGGGGUUUGGGCUUACUUGACAGCAGAUGUGGAGCAGGCAUCGCUUUACCAAAUGUUUCUUUAACGUGUCUUUUUUAAAAAAAAAAUGUUGUUAGCGAUUCGCAUCACUUACUGAAAGGUAGCGGAAAAUUCUUCUACUUUUCUGUGGUUACACUUCAUAGUAGUUUUCUGUGGAAAUGCUACUCAAUAGGCCGCGAUACACGGACAAUAUUUGAAGCAAUGUACAUAGUUAAUUUUGAUAACAGCCAUAACAAACACCUGCCUUUUAACCAUGCAUCUUCAGUGAUUUUGUUGUAGGUCACAACCUCUCUGAACUAUAAUGAAGACUUACAGUUGGGAAACUCUUUAAUUGUGUGUGAUACUUAAAUGUGCCAAAUAACUGUACGUUACCAUGCAUGUAAACAGCAAGAUGCAUGGUAACAUGCAGCUGGUCCAUAUUAGGCCUCCACACUAGCACAGAUGUGUUGAACUGAAUUGGAUUUAGUGCUGUCAGUAGCUUGAGUUUGUCAUUUUAGAAUCAGCAGCUUCUGCAGUGAUCCAAAGUGAUAAAGAUUCUGGUUCAAUAAUGAAAAUGUUCCGACCCUCCUGCCUCAGUAAGCCUAACCAUGGACUUUUAAAGAAGCUGUCAUGGAUAAAUAAAGUGCACUUAAACCUAGAGCACAUUUCUGCUUUGUUUUGUCUAUAAAAGGGAUGUGAUUACAGCCAAAAGUCAACAGUGAAAGAGGGUUGUAAUGCUGUUAUUUAUCAUGUGGUUGGAUGAUCUGUCUGACCUGCUUUUGCCUUAUGUGAAUGAGAGCCACUGAAUCACUGUUCUGUGAAUACUGAGGUGUGUCUCACUCUUGCGCUUUAGCACAUACCAUAAAGAACAAUAUCACCAUUCACUUCAACGGGAAAAAAAACCCUCACAAAAACAAAAAAAAACAGGUAAUUGCUCAGAUAAUUGCAUUUGGAGCAAAGAAGUUGUAACCGCAUCAUGUCACCACUGUUUAUUCUGUGUACAUUAUGAAAACUACAUGUGAAUCAACAUGUAAAUCUGAAUAAAGACUUUUUGUAUUUA
Toxotes jaculatrix (banded archerfish) is the source of this 4900-nucleotide messenger RNA. It is a transcript of the gene irf2, whose product is annotated as interferon regulatory factor 2. The transcript has 9 exons. Gene Ontology annotation, molecular function: RNA polymerase II cis-regulatory region sequence-specific DNA binding; DNA-binding transcription factor activity, RNA polymerase II-specific. Gene Ontology annotation, cellular component: nucleus. NCBI's taxonomy places the organism in Eukaryota, Metazoa, Chordata, Actinopteri, Toxotidae. The coding region runs from base 235 to 1227 and encodes 330 amino acids. The record is from RefSeq and is a predicted model, not a curated record. Gene Ontology annotation, biological process: regulation of transcription by RNA polymerase II; immune system process.